AUGCCAAUAAAAUCACGGUGGUCGGAGCCCAUUCCCAACUGCUCCUUGCAGACAUGGAUUUUCGGCUCCUUUUUUAACCCUCUCUCUGACCGCAAGGCUUUCUAUGAUGCCGACCGUCCAGACACCCACUACCUAACCUUCUCCGACUACCGCACCGUGGCCAAGCAGAUCGCCAUCGGUCUCAAGGCCGCGGGCCUCAAACCCGGUGACCGCGUGCUGCUCUUCUCGGGCAACAACCUCUUCUUCCCUGUCCUCUUCCUUGGCGUCCUGAUGGCCGGUGGUAUCUUCACCGGCGCCAAUCCUGGAUUUGUCACCCGCGAGCUCGCAUAUCAGCUCAAGGACAGCGGCGCGACCUUUAUGGUCGCCGCCGAGGGCAGUCUCGACACCGCCCUGGAAGCCGCGAAGCAGGUCUCCAUGCCCACGAGCAACGUCUUCGUCUUCGAUACUACAAUUCCCGGCUCUGGCAAGGCCGAGAAGCCCGCGCGGGAUGGUGCCCGCCACUGGACCGAGCUGAUCGCCCCUCGGUUGCAGGCUGAGAAGUUCGAAUGGGUUGAGCCUUCUGACGCCCGCACUACGACGUGCUGUCUCAACUAUAGCUCCGGCACGACUGGCGUACCCAAAGGCGUCGAGAUUUCACACUACAGCUAUGUCGCCAAUGGCACUGGCGUUGUCAAGGUAUCGGCUCUGGAACAGGACCAUGAGGCAUCUCUCGCCCGCUCCGUUGGCCUUUGUUUCUUGCCCCUCUACCACACCUACGCCCAGACGUACUUCGUCGCCAACUUCGCCAAGCAGGGCAUUCCCGUCUACAUCAUGGCGGGUUUCGAUUUCGUCAAGAUGCUCACCUACAUCCAGCGCUACCGCGUCACCCAGCUCGUCAGCGUGCCCCCCAUCCUCGUCGCCCUGACCAAACACCCCAUCACCGCAAAGUUCGACCUCAGCAGUCUCGAGAGCGUCGGCUCUGGCGCCGCACCUCUCCCAGCCGAUGUUGCUCGCCAAACGGAGCGCAUUCUCAAGAAGGACGAUCUCAUCGUUCGCCAGGGCUGGGGCAUGACCGAAGUCACCUGCACCGCCAUGACCUGGGACCCGACGCGCCUGGAGCGCAGCUCCUCCGUCGGCGAACUCAUGCCCAACUACCAGGCGAAGCUCGUUGGCGAGGACGGCAAGGAGAUCACCGAGGCCAAGGUGCCCGGCGAACUCUGGGUCACGGGCCCGACUGUCAUGCGCGGCUACUGGCGCAACCCUAAUGCGACCAAGGAGACGAUCGUCACAGACGCCGAGGGCAACCGCUGGCUGCGCACGGGAGACGUCGCAUACGUCCAAGAGUACAAGACAGGCGGUCUCUUCUUUAUCGUCGACCGCAUGAAGGAGCUCAUCAAAGUCAAGGGAAACCAGGUCGCUCCCGCCGAGCUCGAGGCUCUUCUUCUCGAGCGGCAGGACGUCGCUGACGCUGCCGUCGUCGGUGUCACUCUCGACGGAGAGGAGUUACCGCGGGCAUACAUUGUCCGGUCGCCUGGGACCAACGCCACAGGCGAGGAAAUAGCCAAGUGGUUGGAGAAACGGGUUUCCAAACACAAGCGCCUCAAGGGCGGGGUUGCGUUUACAGAUGUCAUCCCCAAAAACCCUUCCGGCAAGAUCUUGCGAAAGAUGCUUAGAGACAAGGCCAAGCAGGAAGUUGGCAAUUCUGUUUCAAAGCUAUAG
Molecule: messenger RNA, 1698 nt
Organism: Colletotrichum higginsianum IMI 349063
Lineage: Eukaryota; Fungi; Ascomycota; Sordariomycetes; Glomerellales; Glomerellaceae
Product: AMP-binding enzyme
Exons: 2
Coding region: 1-1698 (565 amino acids)
Biological process (GO): secondary metabolic process
Molecular function (GO): CoA-ligase activity
Source: RefSeq, a predicted model, not a curated record